Sardina pilchardus (European sardine) is the source of this 900-nucleotide messenger RNA. RefSeq lists its product as uncharacterized. Bases 1 to 900 code for a protein of 299 amino acids. The transcript has 2 exons. Gene Ontology annotation, molecular function: protein binding. Lineage: Eukaryota; Metazoa; Chordata; Actinopteri; Clupeiformes; Clupeidae. The record is from RefSeq and is a predicted model, not a curated record.
AUGGUGAUGGAGCAGAAAGUGCAGCUUACGGUCAACCAGAAUGAGCUACUGAACACCCAGAUACUGCUGCACAAAAUGGAGGAUGAACUGAAUAGAACGGAGGAGGAGAAUGAUGUUCAACACACAGAGAUGGCCGUGCUGAAGACCAGACUGGCUGCAAGUGAAACUGAAGUGGUGAAUCUGAGGAAGGAAACUGCAGAACUGAAGUCAGUUACCGAGAGACUGGCAGUCACUGAGACUGACAUGGAGCAUGUGAAGAAAGACACUGCAGCCCAACACACAGACCUGACCACUAUAAAGACUGAAGUGAUAAACCUGAUCAAGGAAAAUGCAGCACAGGAGAUAGCGAUGGUCAAUCUGAAGAUGGACAAUGCAGCCCAACAGACAGAGAUGGUCAAUCUGAAGACGGACAACGCAGCCCAACAGACAGAGAUGACCAGACUGGCAUCCACUGAGACUGAAGUAGUGAAUCUGAAGAAAGAGAUCACAGAUCAACCCAAGGUGGCGUUCUCAGUAGGCCUGACUGACUCAGGGCUCAUAGAGGCUGGGAAUACUGAGCGGAACUUGGUCUUCACUAAAAUCUUCACCAAUGUUGGACAGGCCUACAGCAGUGUGACCGGCUUCUUCACAGCUCCAGUCAAGGGAGUCUACUACUUCAGAUUCAAUGUCAUGGAUAACUCACCCUCAGGAUUUAUGAACAUCAUGAUGUAUAAGAAUGGAGAGCGGCUCAUGUUUCUAGGAGAGGAUCCACGGGGAUACCAAACCUAUCUGUCCAGUGGUCUGACUCUGCAGCUGGAGGUGGGAGAUGUAGUUAACCUGCGACUCAAAUCAUACAACAGCCUCUAUGAUAAUGCUAAUAAUCACAACAUUUUCAGUGGCUUCCUGCUCUUUCCUCUCUGA